Molecule: messenger RNA, 1506 nt
Organism: Endocarpon pusillum Z07020
Lineage: Eukaryota; Fungi; Ascomycota; Eurotiomycetes; Verrucariales; Verrucariaceae
Exons: 2
Coding region: 1-1506 (501 amino acids)
Source: RefSeq, a predicted model, not a curated record
AUGUGGCGGAAGUUCAACAGGUCGAAAGAUCCGGCGAUAGGAAGUCCAACCUUGAUUGAGACAACUUUUGAUCAACAGUAUCUAGACACCAUUCCUGAAGUGGACUCGUUACGCAGCGGCGGUCCCAGUAGACGUACUUCGCUCGGUCUCCCAGAGUUGCCUUUUAAAGUUGUUGAACCGCUUGCACGCCCAGAUCGCGCUUCAGCCGACCAUAGAGCAUCCUCUCUCUAUUCGCAACCUGGUCAGGAGACGCUCCGCACCGUGCCCCAAGGCUCAGAUCGCUUGCUGUCGGUUUACUCUGAAGUAUCGCCAUUAACAUCCCCGAGGGGGUCUGCAGAUCUCGAUGCAGCAGAAAGCCCCGACGUUUCGCCAAUUGAACCACCUCCAGCGUCGCAAGACGUUCCCAAGCUCGAUCCGAAAUUGCGAACUCACCUACCCAUACCUCGAAAACUUCCUCCUGCCUCAGACUCUGCCAGUACAGAUUCCGGAGCGUCACCUAGUGUAAGACGAGAACCUAAAGAGAGCGUUGGAGGUCCUGAAUUGUCCGAAGAGGAACGAUUAACAAUGUUGAGGGAAAAGGACAGAAAGCUCUUGAGUGGCUUUCAAGAACGGCCUUCAGUGAACAGCAAAGAUGCGGUUAGACCAAGGCGUGAGGACUCUCUAGAUCAUCCAGUCUAUCGGGAACCUUGGAAAGGUGCAAGUGGUAGAACAGCUUUGGUUGAGCCCGUGCGUACUGUUCCUCGGCCAAAACAUGACACCGGACCAGUAGCGAAGCGGAGAAGCGUCAUCAAAGACCCCAGCGCACACACUGUCGUCACGGUGCCAGCCUCUCGAAGUACUUCUGCGGAGCCAACCUCACCUAUUACCUCAAUCCAACCUCCGGAGCCUACUGAUUUCCCUGAUGAGCCAAUCAAGCCGACUGCUCCACUUAAAGUCGGAAACAAUAAAUCUCGGAUUCGCUCCCCAGUGACUACUGAAAAACUAUCUGGUCCGUUCAAUCCACGCUAUUCAGACGCAACGGUUUCAUCUUUUGAACCAACCCCGAGUGACAUUGGAGAUGGAAGCCGCGAUGAAUCAAAAGUCAUUCCUCCAACCUCACAGCAACAACGGCCCACUGGACCCUUACCUGACACCACUAGCCACCCUCGACCUCAAACGGCGGAUGACGACCCUACCAGUCGCUUUAGCUGGACCACCUCCGCCACCACAUUUCCUCCAAAGACACCAGAAAUUGAUCCUCUUAGCCGCUUUAGCUGGACAACAUAUGCCACAUCAGACCAGGAGAGCCCGCGUACCAUGGCCCAGAGGGACAUAGACACACCUCCGGUACCGCCAAUACCUUAUAUGCCCAACGCCAUGGCCAUGCGGAAGCGACCGAUGCCAUCUCACACCACAGACGCAAAUUCAAUCUCCAAGCUGAAAAUAAACCGCAAACCCACUCCCUCGAAUAUAGCCUCCACGCGCUCCUCCUCCCUCCCCAGCACCACCGCCGCCGCCGCCACCUAA